AUGCAAAUAUUUUUUGACCGUCGAUUAGCUGCUGGCAUCAGUUUUGUUUUGUCACUUUUUAGUGGCUCCUUUGAUGCUCCUAUCCUUCUUUCUAGCAUCCAGUUCUGUCUUCCAUCCUAUACUACGUGAGACCAUACUUUUUUUUAUGUUGAAUCCCACUCUUAUGGGCACAAUUAUCCAUUAAAUCGCAGUUUUUGCUACUCGAAUGAUACAUUAUUAACUGCAGCUUAUUCCUUGAGCUUUAUAUAUGUAUAAUUAUAUUUUUUUCAUUCAUCUUUUUUCAAUGUUUAUGUUAAACAAAUAUACAACUUAUUUAAUAUACUUUACACUUGUUAAUAUUGUAAACAUCUUCACAUAUUCUAUGUUAAAUUGCUCAAUUAGGCGUUGGUUAAUUAAAUUAUGUACACAAAAAGUUAGCCAGAAGUAGUUGGCGUUAUUAUUGUUUAUUUUCGGAAAAUUAUAAAUUACAGAAUUGUGUUUAAAAAUUGUUGUGGGGGGAACACUAAUUCUUUUUAUGUUUUAUAUUCUCUCAGAGUUGUUAAUAUUAGAAAUUUAUGAUACUAUGAAAGAGUAAACAGAAUUAAAUAUCAGUGACCUAACCAGAGUUUGGGAUUUACAGCAAUAAUGAUCAUUAAAAUAAAGGCUUAAAAAAAGUGUUCAAAUAUUUCAUUUUGAACACACAAUAAGCACUUGAAAUUAUUAAAUAAACAAAAACAAGAUUAUAAUAACUAUGCACACAUUUUUUUUCUAAAUUUUCAUUUAAUUUUUCUUAAGAAAAAUUAAAGACUUAACAUCUUUAAGUUUUUAAGAAUAUUUUAACUUCUUAUUGAUUUUUUGAAAAAAAAAAUUUUGAAUCUUUUAAAUGUUUCUGAGCAGAUUUUAAAUCUUUUUAACCUAAAAAGCCAAUUUGUCCUCUUUAUCUUAAAUAUUAUUGUAAAUUUCAAAAAACUGAUGUUUUUAAAGUACCAACUAGUGGUCAAACGCAACAAAACAAUUCUUUUGUCAUAUAUUUAUUGGAACAAGAUUUUUAGGAGUAAAGUUGUUUAUAGAGAGAAAAAAUUUAAAAUAUGUAUCAUGAUAAAAUCAAUUCAUUCUUCCCUUCACUUAGAAUAUAAAACAGAAAUCAACUAAAAUUUUUGUUAUGAAACAGAAAUAUGCAACAAACUAAAAAUUUUAUCUCCAUGAUAAUUUAGUGAAGUUGUUUUUUGAUUUUCCAAACAGUGUUUAUAGUAGUUGAAAAAGACAGACAAAAUGUAGGUAUUAGUAAAAAAAUAUUACGGCAAUUUUUUUCCUUAUUAAAAUAAUAUUAUUUAAGAAAAUAUAUAAAGCAUGUGUAAAUUAUAUAAAUAUAUUGUUGACAAAAUAACACUAUUAACCAAACUCUACUCGUAAUUGUUUUUUAGUAAAUAAUAGAUUAUCAUUGCAAACAGAUAAACAUUAAAUUUCCCUUUUACCACCCCAGCGUCUCACCUUUAACAGUGGCCCACCCAUGUGUGAAUUAUGUUAGUCUUUCUUAAAUAUGAAUUGUUGAGUGUGAACUAAUUUUAUACAAAUACUAACUAAUAUUUUAUUUUAUUUUGAUUUUAGAGUUAAUGUACAAGUUAUAAACAAAAAAAUAAAAGAAGAGUAUACUGAAACACAUAUAGAGUGAGUAAUCUACACACUACUCUAAUAAUUUAUUCAAGUAUAAAUUUUAUGUUUUUCUAAAUAACUAAUUUGUCACAUUUUAACUAAUACCAGUGCAAAUCUUAACUUAAAAAAAAAAAAAAAAAUUGUUUAAUAUUAGUUUUACCUACUUUUUAAAAUGUAAAUUGUUAAGUGUCAUAAUCUCAUUUGAAACUUAAUGUAGGGUUGGUGUGUUUAAAAUAUUCUACAACUAUUUUAAUUGUAUGCCAACAAGCGUCCAAGAACUAUAGAAUUUAUAUUACUGGAUUCUGUGAUUUCUCCUGAUAAAAUCUGUUUUUGUAUAUCAUUCUUUGUUUUGAUGUCAUCAACAUUUUUGUAAAAAAAAAUUUUUUUCGCAUUUNUUUUUAGGGGGGGGGGUAGCUUUUUCAUUCCAUUUUGUUGACAAAAUCUUCUUUAUGGAGGAAUGGAACGUUUCACAUGAUUUGCCAACAAAUUACAACUCGGAAUACAACACUCGCACCAAAUAAAUUAAAAUAGUUUUGGAACUUUUUAAACGCACCUCAUACUAAAAAUAUAUUGUAUUUUUUGUUACUUUAGAGUUGAUAAACGAGUUAUCAAACAAGAAUUUAAUGAAGACAAUACUGAAACACAAAAAGAGUUAGUAAUUCAUAAACUCUAAAAUUAUCAAGUUUAAUUUUUGUUUGUUUUAUAGUUUUAUUUCAUAUAUUUUAUAUUAAUUUACUGUAUUUGACUAUUGAAUGAUAUAUAUACUUUAAAAAUGUCUAUAUCACUAAUAUUUUUUUUUUAUUAUUAUUUUUGAUGAUAAAUUCAAAGGUCAUAUUCUUAAAGCUAAAGUUUACAUUAUUAUUGUAGAUAAAUAUUUUCUAGAAAUUAGUCACAUUUUAGCCCGUGAAUUUCUUACCUUUACUUUAAGAAGUAGUAAUAAAUUGUUUUAAUAUUUGUUUUACCUACUUUUAUAAUUAUAAAUUGUUUAGUGUCAUAACUAGUGCUCGGAUUUUGUAGCAAAAUAAAUUCUUAAAAUUGCUUUUUUUGUAGCUAAAAAAAUCAUUUGUUUCAAAAUCCGAGCACUAUUUGUAACUACUUUGAAACAUAUGAUAAAAAUAUAUUAUAUUUUUUGUUAUUUCAGAGUGGAUGAACAAGUCAUACACCAAGAAGUNUAAUAUUUGUUUUACCUACUUUUAUAAUUAUAAAUUGUUUAGUGUCAUGACUAGUGCUCGGAUUUUGUAGCAAAAUAAAUCCUUAAAAAUGCUUUUUUUGUAGCUAAAAAAAUAAUUUAUUAAAUUAAUCCUAAAUAAUAAAUUUAAAUUACACAUUAAAUUAAAUAUUGAAAAAUGAUAGGUUAUGUUAAACAAAUUUAAAUUAAAUACUAAAAAAAAAUGUACGACCUUAUAUUUGGUUGUAAAUUCCUUUCAUUAAAACUCAUCCUAUUGGGUGUUAAAAUAAAGUUUACUCCAUUGAAAUCGGAACAUUUCAAAAAGUUUUUAUAUAUAUAAGAAUUAUCUUUCUAUUACACCCCUAUCAAAAGAAACAUUUGUUUCAAAAUCCGAGCACUAGUUGUAACUACUUUGAAACAUAUGAUAAAAAUAUAUUAUAUUUUUUGUUAUUUCAGAGUGGAUGAACAAGUCAUACACCAAGAAGUGAAAGAAGACGAUACUGAAACACAAAUAGAGUGAGUAAUUCUUAAGUAAAAUCUUAUUUGGUAGAGAAAUGUAAUGUUUUACAUGACUUGUCAACAAUUUACAACUGAAAAACUGUAGAUGUGCCGAGUGAAAAUUUUUUUUGAAAAUAUGGAGAAAAAUCUGUUCUGGUUUAUCAGGAACUUUUUGGUAUGGUAUAAAUAACAGUAAAAUUGUUUUGACGAUUUAUCAAUAAUUAUAAUCAUUACUUGUAUUAGUACGUUAUCGUCAAAUUUAAAACAAAAUCUUUUACCAACUCCCCCCCCCCUCAAAAAAAAGACAUUUCUUUUAGAUAUAUUACAAAAUUACCAAAUGUAAAAAAAAUAUUUUAAGAAUAUAACACUCGCACCAAACAAAUUCAAAUAGUAUUAAAACUUUUUGAACACAACUCUUACUAAAAAUAUAUUGUAUUUUUUGUUACUUUAGAGUUGAUAAACGAGUUAUCAAACAAGAAUUUAAAGAAGACAAUACUGAAACACAAAAAGAGUAAGUAGUUCAUACACUUCUCUAAUAAUAUUAUCAAAAUUAAUUUUGAUGUUUUCAAAAAAAAAAUCCUUGCACAAGUCGUAACUAAUUUGAAACAUGUGACAAAAAUAUACUAUAUUUUUAUCUUUUUUAGUAAUCAAUGGUUUAUCAUUGCUAAUUGAUACAAAUUAAUAUCCCUCUAUAUUUUACCUUCCCAACUUCUCACCAAUUGAAAAAUAAAUAAAUAUUUACUAACAAAUAUUAUAGUAUAUUAUUUUAUUAUUUUAGAAUUGAUGAAGAAUUUAUAAACCAAGAAAUAAAAGAAGAGAAUACUGCAACACAUAUAGAGUGAGUAAUUCACACAUUACUCUAAUUAUAUUAUUAAGUUUAGUUUUUGUUUAAUCAAAAUAAAACUAUAUUAAAUUUAAAUCAGAAUUAAUUUUUGUUUGUUUUAUAAUUUGUUAUACAUCAUAUAUUAGGGCUGACAGUAUACUCGGUAUACAGGUAUAUGAACAUGUAUACCAAAAAAACAGUAGGAUACGUGAUAUCGUAAAACUGUGUAUAACAGUCAAUUCAUAAUUAAUUUGAAGCAUAUACUGAAAAAUUUAUUCUAUUGUUUGAUAUUAUAGAGUUCAUGAACAAGUUUUAAAUCAAGAAAUAAAAGAAGACAAUACUGAAACACAAAAAGAGUGAGUAAUUCACAUACUACUCUAACAUUAUUAUUUAGAUAAAUUUUUAUAGUUUUCAACAGCUUUUGUUUACAGUUUUUAUAGUUACACCCGUCUCCACUAUCAUCUAUUUUGGAUUCUGAGUGAAUUGAGGAAUGUAUUGGUUUUUACAAUGAGGUUAAUUUAUUAUUUUUUAUCUGUGAACAACUUUUCUACCAGAAAUCUUACUAAGAUUUUUAAAUGCAGCACAUUUUCUUAAAUGAAAUUGAAGAUCAUAUUUUGAUUUUUAAUGAGUUUUCAUUAUAAUAUUGGGAAAACCGUUAAAAAUAUCGGUAUUUUUUAAUGUACUGGUAUUUAUCGGUAUUUCACUUUACCAAUCAUAUCAAUAUUUUGUUGUACUGCACUUAUCUGUAUACCGGUUCAAACCUGUAUCAAACACAAUACUUUUGGUAUUCAUUUUUUAUGUGAUCUUCACAUUGCAAAAAAAAUCGUGGGACAUCAUGUAUAAAUGGACAGGGACCACCAUGUACAGGGAAAAAAACCAGAAAAGUUAUUUUUUUUUUUUCUAAAAUAACGAUAUUGGUAUCAAAUAAUUUGUAUUGACCUGCCGUGUCUUAUGCAAUUAAAACGGCGAAAAACUCGGGUUGAUCGAAAGUACAGAGUGCUAGAAGUUUAGGCCUACUUAGAAAAAAAACAGAAAAUCAAUUUAUAACUAGGUAAGUAUUGGGUUAAUAUACGGUUAUGACCUUAAAUAAUAUAACAUGACAUGUGGUCACUAAAUUUCGAAGUUUAAAAUUGAACUUAAUCCGAACUUUAACCUUGUAAACUAAAGUUUUUACAUUUUUAAGUUAAAAACACGUUUUUCUCUUUUUGAAAAAAAGUGACUUUUGGUUUUGUUCCUGUACCCUUCAUAUAUAAGUAUUGAAUAUACUUCAAUCAAAAUUGUCAUCCAAAAUUUCUAAAUGAUGGUUUUGGUUUAAUAAUUUUUUAAUAUCAUUAUUAUUUCCAAUAAAAAAAAAAAUAUAACUGAUGGUUUUAACAGCAAAUUAAAUUAAGUUUGGUUAAUUUUCUGUUAGUUAAUAAACUAUAAAUUAUUUAUUUUUCAGAUACAAAUGCAAUAAGAAAACUCGCACUGAAAAAACAACACGCACUGUUAAGCAUUCAAAAACAAAACCAUUUCAGUGUGAUAUCAGUAAUAAAUCAUUUAUUGGACAAAAUCCUGAUUUGAAUGUACAUGUAACAACUCAAAACAUACGUUAUAAAUGUGAAAUUUGUGAGAAACCAUUUGGACAAAAACAAAAUUUGAUAGUACACGUGAGGACUCAUACCAAAGAAAGACCUUAUAAAUGUAUUGUAUGUAAGAAAUCAUUUGCACACAAAACUAAUUUGACAGUACACAUGAGAACUCAUACCGGUCAAAAACCUUACAAUUGUAAUUUUUGUAAAAAAUCCUUUUCUCAAUUUAAUCAUUUAAAAACUCACCAGUUAACUCAUACUGGAGUUAAGACUUACCAAUGUGAUAUUUGUAGCAAAUUCUUUGCACUCAAACAACAAUUAAUAGUUCACAAGAAGACUCAUAGUGGCGAGAAGCCUUUUAAUUGUGAUGUUUGUAAAAAAAAGUUUUCUCAAUUUAACAGUUUAAAAUAUCAUAAAGUAAUUCACACUUAAAAUAAGUAUACUUAUUUUCUUCUAUGCAUAGUUUAUAGUUUUUUUAAGUCUUAACUAUUUGUAAUUUAUAACUGUUAAUGUUUUCUUGUUCUAUUGUACUGCUUGCCAUGUGUAUCACAUACUUACUGUAAUAAUUUCAUUGUUUUAAAUGAUAAAAAAAAGUAUUUCAUUUAUAUAUAUAUAAAAAUAAAAUAAAAUAAAUAAGCCUUUCAAUUGAGACUUGUUUAAUAGUCACUAAUUACAAAAUUUAUUAAGCGUAUUAUGUUAGUUUACACAAAAAAAAACUCAUAAAAAUGUAUUAUCGGAAUUAAGAAUAUAUUUUAUCAAUCUUAAUAUUAACAAGGACAUUUGAAGGUUAAUACUAAUUUUAAAACUACAAAGGUUAUAUGUCAAUCCAAAUUUUGAUCUUGGAGAAACUUUUAUCAGUGUACAAAAUAUACUAACAUCAUAUAUUAAGGGACCCUCCUUUUUUUUUCAAUUUAAUUUUUUUGAAUCAAAGCACCCGUUAAUUCAAUGUAUAAGCCAUUUUUUUUCAACCCCUUGGUAGACCCCCCUAGCUACAAAUUCUAUUAUAAAUUAAGUGCCACUGAGUUUUAUGUUAAAAAUUGAUCUUAGAUAGAAGAAACCCAUGACUUUCAGUGCUUUGCAGAUGGUAACAUUAAUGUGGUGGCUGAAAUCAAAGAAGAGUAUGAAAUGUAUACCAAGAUCUUUAAUAAUAAAAACACUCCAGGGAGAAGCCAUUGAUAUGGUAAGAAAAGAAUGUUGGGUUAUGACGUUUAGAAUAAGUCAUUAUAUGAUAUUUGGCUAGGUUAAAACUCAGCCCAAGACGCGGGACCCAUUGAACAAACUUGUUGAGUUGGUGUUGCAGUCUGAUAACAAGAAAUAUCUUUAGAUUCCAAAAAAAAAUUAAUACCCGCAGAGAAGAAAUUUAGCCUUGGUGAUUGACAUACUGAUUGAGUUAACAAACAAGAUAAAAAGUAAGGGACUAAGAUAACCUCCUUGGGAGUCACCAGAGGGUAUGUUAGCUAGGGAUGGCUUACAAUUAUUAACCGUUACAAACUGCUGCCUAUUGGAAAGGUAAGAACUCAACCAAGAAAGAAGAGGGUCAUCGAUAUCUAGCAGGUCUAGCUCAUUGAUAAGGAAGCUAUGGUCAACAGUGUCAAAUGCUUUUUUGAAGUCAGUGAAGACUGCAUCUACCUGACCACUCUUUUCAAUGAGUAAGUAGUAAAACCAACACUACUAGUGACCGUAGACUUGCCAGAUCUGAAACCAUAUUGUUCAUCUAAAAUUAUAUGAUUUAGACUUCGUUUAAUAUUAGACUAAACUAGAGACUCAAUGAGUUUGGCUAAAUGUGGAAUUAUGGAGAUAAGUAUAUAGUUUGUAACAUCAGAAGGAUCAUCUGUCUUGAGAACUGGCAUUAUGAAACAAAUUUUUCAGACAGAUGAAAAAUAUUGUUAAUUAUAAAGUUAUUUUAAACAUUUACAUAUUACAGUAUCAAAAUUAAAAAAGCUGAUGAUUGGGGAGAGUCGUGUUGACAUCUUUAAGUUAUUAUAUAGUAAAAAAAAAUAUCAAAAAAGUUAAUAAUUUUGAGUUUUUACUUUAAUAUGUAAAUGUUUGAAAUAACUUUAUAAUUAAGUUUUAAGUAGUAAUAUAAAAAGUAAAUAUGAUAGGUAAAUUUUGAUUUCACUAAAAUGUUGAGCAUGAAAAUAGUAUGGUGCAUUUACAAAAUUGAAAAAUUUUUGGUAUUUUAUAUUUAAAAACACUGAAAAAUUGAGAAGGUUUUUUAACAUAAGUCCCAAGGAAAGUUUGAGUUUUGAAAUUUACGUUUAAAUUGAGCAUGCAUUAACACAUAUUUUGAAGAAAAAAAAUCGCUUGAGCUGUAAACUAAAUUUAUACCAAAAUUACUGCUCAUCUUCUUUGAAAAACAAAAAAACUUCAAGAAAAAAUACCUAACGUAUUUAUAAUAUAAUCUGAAAUUAAAAUUAAUAGUACAAAAUAAGAUUAAUUACUGAAUGUAAAUUUGACAUUACUUAUUUAAUUUUCAACAUUAGCCAUAACAUGUUAUAAGCAUAUUGGGUCGGUUUUAAUGAUUUUUCUGGGCCUAAGAUACCUAUGCCAAUUCGUCUAAAUAGGUAUUUAAGUAUUUUCAAAACAGAAAUGCCUUUACAAUAUUUUAAAAUAAAAUAAAUUGAUAUAAAUAUACUAUGACGUUUGCGAUAAACAAGAAUCAGUUGUAGUAGUUUUUUUAUUUAUUUUUAUUUUUUUAUCGUAUCUACUAGAAAUUUUGCUCCAAUAAAAAAAAAACGAAAGUGCUUUUUUGUUGCAUUUUGGAUGUAGUUGGCGCGUUCAGGAAGACAUUUUUAAAUUUUUAAGGGGUUUGUAAAAUAAUUGGAAAAAAACUUAAGAAAUACACAAACAUUUACGGCAUUAAUGGUUUCAUGAUUUUAGUUUUAUCGUAUAUCAAUUAAAAAUUAUUGCACAGAGCUGAAAUUAUCACAACAUAUUUAUAUUAACAUCUUCUAGACUCGGUGAAAUUUCCAAAACUUUUUGGUGAUUUUUUAGCUAUUUCCAAGCAAUUUACAUUUAUAAGGUUUUUUUACGUAAUUAUUUAGUAGAUACUAUGUGGAUAAAAUUGUUUGACAAACAUAAAUUCUUGAAAAUUUAACAAGUUAUUAUUGUACUUAAAAAAAAACAUGGUAUAAUUUAAUAGUUAUGACUUUUUGAGUUCAAAUUUUGACGAAAAUCGUAAUUCACUGAAAAUUGUUUUUCAUUAGCAAUGAUUUAUCGUUACUUAUAAAUUACAGAUAUAAAUUAAAUAACUAAAAAUGUAAACUAAAUAAACAUAAAUGUGGGUAUCUCCAACUUCUCACCUAUAACAGUGAUGCACUCAUUAACAAUAUCAGCUUUUUUCAUGGGCGCCCGUAGGGGGAGCAAAAGGGGCCGUUGCCACCCUCCCCGAGAUAUCCAACAGUAUGUACUUUUACCACACAUGACAGCAUACCAAUUUACUAUAACGAUGUAUACAAUAUCUCUAAAGUAAAAUGUUUUUACGGGUUUUUCCCUCGGGGUGAGAUUUUAUCCUGCAGGCGUACUUGGCUCUACUUAUUAUACUGAGCCAUUGUAAGAUCACCUCUAUUUUUUUCAUUAAUAAGAGUGAGUUCGUUUCUUGUGAUUUUAAUUCUUUAACACAUAUUUCACAUAAAAAAGAGAAACGUUAAUGUGUGAAAUGCUAAAUCAUAGUACCAUACUAUUCGGUAAUCAAUAAUCAGAAAAAAUUAUUUUGUAAAUAUCAUCACUCUUGUUUAGCCGUUAUCAUUUUAAUAUUAUUUGAAUAUCCAAGGUGAACAAAAUAUUUUGGUUGUAACGUCUUUGGAAAUUCUAACUUACGUUUGUCUUUCACACAUAUAUUUACUUCAACAAAAUACACUACUAGGAUAUGAUAUGCACUUCCAUUUUUCAUACGUCCAUGCAUAUGGUACAUCGGUAACAUAAUAUUAUUAGAGUACCUACAUGUAUAGACGUUUCCAUAAAUGAUAAAAUUAUCAUACCAUGCACCGAUCUCGAACACCUAUCCGAAAGUAUUACUUAUGCUCAUCGUUCAUAUGGCAAAGAUACAAGUAUUUUUAAUAGCAAUGAAAUUAAUAGGUACGAAAUGUAAUAAUUCACGUCGCCCUCCGCGCACAUUGCGGGUACAAAGGUCGUGAUUUUCCGUUUUACGAAUAUUAUUCCGCGCUCGCGUUGCCCCGCAUACCCUGUGAUCACGAUCGUUUGCCGAUGUCAAGACAACAGAUUUUACCUAUACGAAAUAUAAUAGACGACGACGACAAACCGGUGUGAACCUAUCGGUCCAAGAGCUAUAACGUACACCUCUCCCGCCUAUCUACCCUCUACAACCGUCGAAUAUUAUUUCGUCUCCACACGCGCAUUCGAGUCUCUCGUGUACCCUCCGUUACGAACAAAUACUAUCUAUACCACAGAAUUUUUUUAUUUUUUUAUCAUCGACCUGACAGACAUGUUCGCCGUCAAAAUACAAAUAAUAACUCAUCACGGUACGUUAACAUAACGCCAGAUAUUCUAACACGUAUAAUUUUUCACUGAUUGACGAAAUCCUGUCAAUCAUACUAGACACACUGAAAUACAAAUCGAACAUAUUUCUAGAAACUGGCAAUAUUCUAGUGAUCACGUUGUGUGUACAAAAAGGAAAACGUCCUUGUAAUGGAAACAAAAACCGUGACCGGCUAAAGCGUCAUAUUAAACAGACAGAAUUUAUAAGCACUUCAAAGUUUGAAUGGAAUGGUGCAUUUUCGAAACGCACGGAAAACCGCCAUCAGUAUUAAAACAAUUUGAUCAGAUUGGUCCUUAUAUAAAUGAAGAAAUUACCAAAAUGAAAACACGGAACGUUGAUGGCAAGUUUACAUAAACUUUUAAGAUUAUUACUUAGCUCUUCAUCUUCGUCUUUGUCCUAACUCUUUGAAGUCGGCCACCUUCGUCCUUAAUUUCCACUAGACCUGAUCCCCCACAUAGUCCUCGUAUACACCCGCCGUCAUAAUAUAAUCAUUUCUAAUCGCAUUCAACCACCUUUUUUUCGGUUUUCCUCUCCUCUUUCCUCAUACGCCUAUUAUCUUUGCAACUCUUACUGCUUCUGAUUCCUUUUUCCUCAUGACAUGCCCAAACCAUCUCAGUUUAUUUUCCCACAUGUUAUCCACUAUCUAAACUACACCUAAAUUACCUUGUAUGCACUUAUUCCCCAUUUCUCAUUGUCAUACUCCACUCAAGCGUCCUCAUCUUCACUACACUCAUUCUCUGUUCUAUUUUUUGCUUACCACCCAACAUUCCGAACUAUAUAAUAUAGCCAGUUACAAUUUACCUUUAAAUCUCAUUGGAAUCCUAUUGUCACAUAAAAAAUUUGAUGCUUCUCCACUUUAUCCUACCACACUUAAUUCUAUAUUUCACAUACUCGUCAAAGAUUACUUAUCUAAUUUAUAUUCUAAUAAUUAGGACAAAUAUUUUCACAACAGUGCAAAAAAGAUGCCCAAGUACUACUUAGAUAUGAAAAAUUCCCUCAUGGAAGAAUACAUGGCUAACAGUGUUCAGCUAAAAUUAGUAGAUCACUAUAAAGGAAUGGCCGUACACGAAAUUCAGGCAUCUAAAGUUAUUGACAAAGAAUAUUUUAAUUACAACGGAGAUGUCGCGGCGGAUGCGUACCACAAAAUAAAUAUGGACGUCAGACUACUUAAAGAAUUGGGAGUCAGUUUUCAAAUGAAUUAAUAUUUUAUCAAAAUAAUAUUUCAAUGAAAAACUAUUAAUUUUUGAAUUUUUAUUCUACACAGGUUCAAGUGUACCGAUUUUCAAUUUGCUGCACAAGAAUAAUUCCAUCAGUACACGAGCAUUUACUGGGACAAAAGGGAUUAGAAUAUUACAAUAAAUUAAUCAAAAAUGAUAAUAACACUAUUUAAUGGUAAAUACCAAUAAAUGCUAUAUAUCUAUAUUAUAUUAUAUUAUACAGUGGAUUCUACUUAAGUAGUAAGCCCCCAAUAUGGACACAACAAUCUAAUCCCAAUUCUAAUGUGUAAAGAUGCACAUUUCGGUUAAAAUGGGUAACCACUUAAUGCUGUUACCACAUUAAGGUACUGACGCGAAUCAUACUACAUUAACUCGUUGCAAUUUAUUGCGGUUAAAAGAAUUACAACCUCUCAUUGAUUCAUAUAUUUUUUUAAAACAAUGAAUUAAAUUUAUAACAAUUAUGUUUUGAUCUUAUUUAUUCAUUAUUAAAAUGAGAUAUUCAAGAUUAUCAGAAACUUGUCAAUGCAGUACAUUUGUAAGCACUUAUAUUCAUAAUUUUAAUUUUAAUUUAACCGAGCUAUACUGUGAACAGAAAUGUUUUAUACACUAAGUUCAACAAUUUCAUCAUGAAAGAUUGAGUAAUAUGAUACUUCAAAAUUUGGCAUCUUUAGCAUUAUCUAUAUUUUCCUUUCCAUUUUUAGAGACUUAGAACUCUUAGCUAUCAAUUGGUAUGAUUAAAAAUAUAGUACUAAAAUGUAUUAUUGUAUUUUAAAAUUAUUAUAAACAAAUGCAAUUAUUAGUAUAGUAUGUUUUAAAUGUAUGUUCCAAGAUUUAUCAUAAUAUGUAUUAAAUUAUUCGUUAUCAUGUUAUUUUUCGUAUUAUGGUCACCGUAGAAACAGAUUUAGAAUAUGUAUUUUUAUAUUGAAUAGAUAUUAUAGCAUACCCCUAUUUCUCAAUAAGUUUGAGAGAGGUAAGGAUCAUAAGACAGUAAAACUAUGCAGUUUGUACACUAAUCCAUUCAUAUCAAAAACAUUCAUUCCCUGUAUAACAACCUUCUUUUGAAAUAUUACAAAUAUGAGAAAAAUUGUAUACUUUAACACAUAUUUUCAUUUAAUAUAAAUUUUAAUGAAUAUAAGAUAUUUUUAAUUUUUCAUAUAAUAAUAACAUAAAUUCAAAGCAUAAUAUAAAAUUAUAAUUUAGUAUUAAUUUUUGUUUUUUUUAUAUUCAAAUUUUCAUUUCAGUUCAGAUAAUGUUAUGCAAACACUAAUAUUAAAUACACAAAUUAAGUAUAUAUAAUAAUUGUUUAAUAUUCAUAUUUUAUAAGUACUGAAACCUGUUUCCGGAUUUUUUGUAAAUAUUUCCAGCCCAGCCUAUAUCGUCUCAUUUAUUAUUGUUAUAAAUUGUUGGAUUUUAGAUCCAUUGUCAUCAGUUUUCAAUUUUAGUGUACAUUUUGUUACUUUCCAUCUAAAAAUGUAUAAAAAUAUAUUACAGAAACUAUAUUUUAUUAUAGCUAAAUUUAAAAUUACUGCUCGUUAGGCACGACCUCUUCCAUCUUUGGUCUGGUAGUGGUGAAUCAUCCAGUAGUCUGUCACUUUUUUAUCAAUCGGCUUUUUCCAAACAUGGUUUUUUUUAUCGUCAUUUUUUAUAAAUAAUGAAUUUUGCUGUAUUUUGUUUCGUCAACAAUUGCUUUUUGCAGAAUAUGUUCAUAGAAAUUAUUCGUCUGAAAUAUAAGAAUAAAAUAUUUAUAUAUUCUAUGUAAUUAAAAAUGUAUAGUUUUUGCGGAGGUUGACUACUUUUUUAAUUUUUUUUAGACCCUUUUCACUGAUUUCUUUUCAUUACAUUUUGUUUAGUUUCCGUUUUUAUUACCAAUUGAGGGGUCAUGUUUGUAUCACUGAAAAUAAUAUUAAUUAUUCUGAAAAAUACUUACCUAUAAGUUACAUCUCUGGUGCUAUUUUCAAAAUUUGUUAGUUCGCUAAACUGGUUCAUAUUUUAUAGUAAAAAAUAAUAUUUUUGCACAAUAUAAAAAUAUUCAAUAUUGUUUCUGGUUUAGAAGACUACAGUGAAAACAAAAAAAAAAAAUAUAUUAAUAUAUUAAAUAAUUAAUUUACAGUUCAUUAUAACAGGUAAAAUAGAAAAAAUUAUCAACGAGCAACGAGAGAUGGCGUUGAGCGCCGUAUCACCGCCGUCCCGGUAUGCCGUAAUCACGCCCACUAUCUCGGUUUCAUGACUACCAGUUCGCGGAGUUGCGGAUGGUUUUGUAUCGCGCCGUAACGCGUUUUAUUAUUUUAUGGGCGGUAGUGCUGUUGACAUAAUUAAAAUUCACGAACUAUAGUAUAUAUAUACUAUAUAGACAACGAAAACUGAGCGCUGCCCGUCAUGUACCAAGCGGCAGUUUACUAGAAGUGGUUAUCAAUUUUUGAAAUAAAAAGCCCGCGUUUUUUUUUUAAAGAUCAAAUUAUUUAUAAAAAGGUAUUAUUCUUUUUUAUUAGUUAUAGAUUUAUUUUACAUUCCAUUAUACAAAUAAUUCAAAAUUAUUUACAAUGGAAAAAUAAUAAAACACAAAUAUAUUAUCGUUAAAUGACAAUUUUUAUAAAAGUGUUUCGACAUCAUCUUCACUGUCUUCGUAUAUGCCAAAAUCACUGUCUUCAAUUUGGAAGGUUAUGAUGAUCGGCUCUAACAAACUGCCUCUUAAUAUCUCCUUUUCAUUAUCUUGAUCCAGGAUUGUCUCAGCCUGUUUGACGUAUUUUUUCCAAUCACAUUUUGAUACCAAGUCCAAUGCCUCGUGAAUGAGUCUUUCGAGGUCCAUUUUGAACGUUGAAUUAUUUUUUGCCACUUCGCCUUUCACUUGAGCCCAUAUAAGUUCAAUGGGGUUUUAGUGAAAAUGGUACGAUGGCAGUCUUACUACUUCAUGACUCAUUAAACAUGCUAUGUCAUCUAAUUCAUAUCUUUUAUGUGACGGUUUCAACAAUUUCACACGUUUGCGAAGUUCGGCUAGAGUUUCCAAUGGUGAAUAAUUAAUAUUUUGAUUUUUCAGCCAUUCCUGCACCUCAGACUUUCGAGCAUUACAUUUUGGAUAAUUGUUCACCAACAUAGAAUGAUAGAGUGCGUUAUCCAUUACAAUUACACAUGGUUCGGGAAUUAGUUUUAGCGUAUUUAUAAACCAUUUUUUAAGUACAUCUGAAUUCAUUGACGAAUGGUAGUUAGUAGAAUUUUCAGCUUGACAUUUAAAAACUAAUUUUGAUCCCUCUAUAAAUUCGAAACGCGAUGAUCCAGCGUGACUAAUUAUUAUACAACCUCCUUUGCCAAUUGGUAUUUUGAAUUCUUCCGUUUCUUCAUUAUUCUGCCAAAUAUGAGACCUUAAGUGAUUUUGAUUUACCCAGGUUUCAUCCAGGUAAACCACAGGUCGGGUAUCUUCAUUCUGCCUGAGUGUACAUAUUGUACGUAAAAAUUUACAUCGUAAAGCGACUAUAUCGUUUCGCUCCAUAAGCAUUUUGCGGCCAUUAUUGCACUUCUUAAAAGUAAAUUUUAAAUUUUUUAACAAAUUUCUCACCGAUCAGACGCAUCCUUGAUAAUGUGGUACUUUUUUUUUAAUUUCAUUUAAUAUUGAAAAACCAGUCGGAUAUUUGUUUUUUUCGUAAAACUCGUGUAUGAUCCGGUGAAUCAUAUCAGCAUUUAAAUCGUCUAGCUCCAAGCACUUCUUUGAACGUUUGUACAAUUUACGAGGUGAUUUAAAUUGCACUUCUUCAUCACUAUCGUCUAUAGAUUUUUUUGCUUCUACACAUAUACGUCGCAUUGUCAUUUGUGAAACACCACAAGCUUGAGCUGCAAUUUUUUGUGCACCUUUAAAAAAAUCUGAAUUCAGAUCUUUUUUUUCUGAGCACAUUUUAAUGAAAUUAUAAACACUAAAAAUUAUUUUUUUGAUCUGACUAUGUAUGUCACGAUUUUUUAACGAUAUUUUGAAGUUGAGAAUCAUUGGCCUUAACGGCGGAUAUAAACAACAGGUCGCUGAAGCUAGCGCUCAUUUUCCGUUACCCCGACUAUAAUUACCUUUAAAAGCUACUUUUUUUUUAUAUAUAUAUUUAUAUAUAUAUGUACGAAUAAAUAGAUCAUUAAAUAUAUUUUCUACCAUAGCUUGAAUCGUUUUAAUAGUAUUACUUUUUAUAUUAUUGAACAACUAGCGAUGAAAACGAUAUACCUACCUAUUUAUGUACAAUAAAAACUUACUAUGCGAUUUUUCGGGAAACGUUUUGAUUGACUCAAGUACUAAAAUAAUGCCAAAUAGUAGGAUUCAUGAAGCUACAUAAUAUUUAUCCGUAGGUAUCCAACAAUUCACAAUUGCUAACGAAAAACGAUUCUGAACAAAGCUCUGUUAUAGGUGCUUUGAAAUGUCGUGGUAUAUUGUUCGUGUAUAAAAAACAUAAUAAUUAAGUAAUAUAUAGUGAUAUAUUAUUGUAUGUGUUCAUAGAUAAUGCAUAGGUAUAAAUUUUAAUAUUUGAAGUAAUAAAAGUGAAAUAAAAACCCUCCAUUUACUAAAAAGUACCAUUUCAGGAAAAUCACCUUUCAGAAAAGAUGCUACACUUGAUACUUUUGAGCAAGUUUAGUAAGAGAAAAUAUCUUCACACUAAAAAAAAAAAUAGGUAAUAUAAUGGGGACGGGUUUAACCAUUGGUGUAGAUGGGAAGUUUGCUAGGUAAGAUAUAAACGGGAAUUAAUUUAACUAAUACUUACAUUUCUUAUAUUUUCCCGUUUUUUUUUUUUUUUUUUUUUUUUUUUCGGAAUUUUCAAAUUUGAUGAGAAAAUCGAAAAACGACCUCUCUAAAGUACAUCUCCAAUGAUAUUUCUUUUCAGAAACAUUGCUAUCAAUAAAAGUUUGAGCAAAAUUGCUGGUAGAAAAGUUGUUCACAGAAAAAAAAAUCGAAAAAUAAUAUUUAUUAAAUUUUCCCGUUAUUUUUCAUUUUUUCGCAUUUGAUGAGAAAACUCUUGAGAAAAUCAAAAAAUGACUUAAAAGUACCUCUCCACGCCAGUUUCUUUUCAGAAAAGUUGCUACACGUAGAAUUCCGAGCUUUUGGUAGAAAAGUUGGGCACAAAUAAAAAAAAAAUAAACAACUUAGUAAAACGAUACGCUUCGCUUCACUCAGAAUCUAAAAUUACAUUCAUGAUAUUUAAUAACGGAAGUUUACUAAUUUUUAUCACAGUUCCGUUAUAGUUUCUAUGGUGCUCUUUAUGCACACUGUUUUGAGUCUUAUCCUUUAUUUAUGUACCUAUGUGUGUGUUAUAAAAAAAGAUGGCAGCACAUUUCUUAUCUACUGUCUUUUUCUAUCACGGUAUCUCGGUUAUGUUUACAAUAUUGGUCUUGAGCCGGGUAAACAUAUAGCGUUCAGUGAUCAAUACUCUUUUCUUUAAUGUGUGUAGAACACAUUACAAUCUACAAUCCUUUACUCUGUUUUGUGUAUGAGGUUCUACCUAGUUUAUUUUGCUUAGAAUUAUUUUGACUGAUAGGCAUUAUAUUACAUUUUAGGAAAAGCAUUAAAAUAAUUUAUUCAAUAGCUAUUUGAUUAUUUGAUUGUUUAUAUUCACAGUAUUUAAAAAUAAAAAUAUUAGACAUUUUCGUCAUGGAAGUAAAUGAAAAAAUUGAAAGUUCUUUGACAAAUUCAAUGUGAGUAAACGUAUUAAUUAUUAUUAUUUAUUGUAUUGUAUGUAACUUAAAAUAAUAAUAUUAUAAGUAAAAAUGUUAAAUUAUUUUUGAUUAAUUUGAGAUGUUUUUGUUUAAUUUUGUUAAUAUCCAUAUUCCACUUGUCUACGUUAGAUGCUUUAGGUCAUGUGAGUAAUUUAUAAUCAUUUUUUUUUAAACUCCUUUGAUACAGUAAUUUUGACUGGGAUAAUGACAAAAAUGACAAAUAUUUUUCAUGUUCAAUCGUUUUCCAUAGUUAAUCUUCUCGUAGCUUUUGCUUGUUAUGAAAUAGUUAAUUUCUACUCCUAGGUAUUUAAAGUAUUAAUAGUUACAGAUUAUACAUUUUAAUUAGUUUUUAAGUAUUAAUAUUUUAAAGUAAUUUUAAAAAAGUUAAAAAAGUAUAAAAAUAAAUAUGUUUUCUGUACGCCACUGUUCUUCUUGUUAUUGUUAUGCGAUUGAAUUUUCGACUUUCCCAUUACCUUGUGAAAUAUGAUUGGUUUAGAAGUGCACAUUCAUGAUUUUAAAAAAAGUUUGAUCUUUAAAAGUCUAUCUCUUGAGAUCAAAAAAGAGUUAAAGUAUAUAUGUGUUCUUUAUGUGAUUCUUAUAUUCUAAAAUGUUUUUAUAAUAAAUGAACGAAUGCGUCAUCUGGAGUAUUAUGAUAAGUGUAUUAUACGGCUGGUUUCGAGUUAAUCAUAGUAUACCAUAGUCAAAAUGAAAAACGUGACUGAUUAUAAAAAAGUUAAAUGAAGGAAUACAUUAAAAAAAAAAAAAUGGCCAUUUUACGUAGAAUAUAAGUUACAUUUCAGUUUAUAUAUACCAGCAUUUUCAAAAAAAGGGGACUUUUGUGAAGUGUUAAGUUCUAUUGUUAAUAUGUUUGAUUAAAUUAUUGUAAGUCUUAAAAGCAAUUUGUAUAUUAUUUGUAUUAUUGUUCAAAAUUUUAUUUUGAUAUUUCAUAAUACAAUAGAUAACAUUAUAUGAAAAAUAUUUUUUUUUAAAUAAAAUUUGCAGAAACCCAUACAAUAUUCCAUUAUUCACUCAGAAUAUAAAACAGAAAUUAACGUAAAUUUUUUUUAUGAAGCAGAAAUAUACAACAAACUAAAAAUCAUUAGAAAUACGAGAAAAAAGCAAAUUUCUCUAAAAAGAAAAACCUAAAUAAACCAAAAAAUCAUUUUCAAAUUGCAUAUUUGAGAUCAUUGUAACAUGACAAGAGUAUCUAUAGCACUCUGAUUAUAACAAUAAAUAAAUGGUUAAUAUAAAAAUUACCUUCUUAAAUCUAAAAUUAAUUUUUCUAUAAAAUUAACUCUUAACAAUUUGAUACAUUUUGACAUAGUAGAUUUAAUUUGAUUAAUAUUUUUUUUACAUACUAUUGUUGAGUGUUAUUUGAAACAUAUUUUAAAAAAUGUAUUGAAUUUAUUUUUACUUUUGGGUUGAUAGACAUAGACAAAAUGUAGGUAUUAGUAAAAAAAUAUUUCGGCAAUUUUUUUCCUGUGAACAAUUUUUCUACCAGUAAUUUUCCUAUGAUUUAGCACUUUUUCUGAAAGAUAGUCUGACUAGAGUGAUACUUAGGGGCUAUAUUUUUUGAUAUUUUGAGAAUUUUUCCCAAUAAAUAGAAAACAUGAAAAAAUACAGAAAAAUAAUAAUAUUAUUUAAGAAAAUAUAUAAAGCAUGUGUAAAUUAUAUAAAUAUAUUGUUGACAAAACAACACUAUUAACCAAACUCUACUCGUAAUUGUUUUUUAGUAAAUAAUAGAUUAUCAUUGCAAACAGAUAAACAUUAAAUUUCCCUUUUACCACCCCAGCGUCUCACCUUUAACAGUGGCCCACCCAUGUGUGAAUUAUGUUAGUCUUUCUUAAAUAUUAAUUGUUGAGUGUGAACUAAUUUUAUACAUAUACUAACUAAUAUUUUAUUUUAUUUUUAUUUUAGAGUUAAUGUACAAGUUAUAAACAAAAAAAUAAAAGAAGAGUAUACUGAAACACAUAUAGAGUGAGUAAUCUACACACUACUCUAAUAAUUUAUUCAAGUAUAAAUUUUAUGUUUUUCUAAAUAACUAAUUUGUUACAUUUUAACUGAGACCAGUGCAAAUCUUAACUUUAAAAAAAAAAUAAUAAAUUGUUUAAUAUUAGUUUUACCUACUUUUUAAAAUGUAAAUUGUUAAGUGUCAUAAUCUCAUUUGAAACUUAAUGUAGGGUUGGUGUGUUUAAAAUAUUCUACAACUAUUUUAAUUGUAUGCCAACAAGCGUCCAAGAACUAUAGAAUUUAUAUUACUGGAUUCUGUGAUUUUUCCUGAUAAAAUCUGUUUUUGUAUAUCAUUCUUUGUUUUGAUGAAUACAUAUUUUGUAUUUGAAGAGCCUUUUUUGGGGGGGGGGGUAGAUUUUUCAUUCCAUUUUGUUGACAAAAUCUUCUUUAUGGAGGAAUGGAACGUUUCACAUGAUUUGCCAACAAAUUACAACUCGGAAUACAACACUCGCACCAAAUAAAUUAAAAUAGUUUUGGAACUUUUUAAACGCACCUCAUACUAAAAAUAUAUUGUAUUUUUUGUUACUUUAGAGUUGAUAAACGAGUUAUCAAACAAGAAUUUAAUGAAGACAAUACUGAAACACAAAAAGAGUUAGUAAUUCAUAAACUCUAAAAUUAUCAAGUUUAAUUUUUGUUUGUUUUAUAGUUUUAUUUCAUAUAUUUUAUAUUAAUUUACUGUAUUUGACUAUUGAAUGAUAUAUAUACUUUAAAAAUGUUUAUAUCACUAAUAUUUUUUUUUUAUUAUUAUUUUUGAUGAUAAAUUUAAAGGUUAUAUUCUUAAAGCUAAAGUUUACAUUAUUAUUGUAGAUAAAUAUUUUCUAGAAAUUAGUCACAUUUUAGCCAGUGAAUUUCUUACCUUUACUUUAAGAAGUAGUAAUAAAUUGUUUUAAUAUUUGUUUUACCUACUUUUAUAAUUAUAAAUUGUUUAGUGUCAUGACUAGUGCUCGGAUUUUGUAGCAAAAUAAAUCCUUAAAAAUGCUUUUUUUGUAGCUAAAAAAAUAAUUUAUUAAAUUAAUCCUAAAUAAUAAAUUUAAAUUACACAUUAAAUUAAAUAUUGAAAAAUGAUAGGUUAUGUUAAACAAAUUUAAAUUAAAUACUAAAAAAAAAUGUACGACCUUAUAUUUGGUUGUAAAUUCCUUUCAUUAAAACUCAUCCUAUUGGGUGUUAAAAUAAAGUUUACUCCAUUGAAAUCGGAACAUUUCAAAAAGUUUUUAUAUNGCAAAUCUUAACUUAAAAAAAAAAAAAAAAUUGUUUAAUAUUAGUUUUACCUACUUUUUAAAAUGUAAAUUGUUAAGUGUCAUAAUCUCAUUUGAAACUUAAUGUAGGGUUGGUGUGUUUAAAAUAUUCUACAACUAUUUUAAUUGUAUGCCAACAAGCGUCCAAGAACUAUAGAAUUUAUAUUACUGGAUUCUGUGAUUUCUCCUGAUAAAAUCUGUUUUUGUAUAUCAUUCUUUGUUUUGAUGAAUACAUAUUUUGUAUUUGAAGAGCCUUUUUUGGGGGGGGGGGUAGAUUUUUCAUUCCAUUUUGUUGACAAAAUCUUCUUUAUGGAGGAAUGGAACGUUUUACAUGAUUUGCCAACAAAUUACAACUCGGAAUACAACACUCGCACCAAAUAAAUUAAAAUAGUUUUGGAACUUUUUAAACGCACCUCAUACUAAAAAUAUAUUGUAUUUUUUGUUACUUUAGAGUUGAUAAACGAGUUAUCAAACAAGAAUUUAAAGAAGACAAUACUGAAACACAAAAAGAGUAAGUAGUUCAUACACUUCUCUAAUAAUAUUAUCAAAAUUAAUUUUGAUGUUUUCAAAAAAAAAUUCUGGCACUAGUCGUAACUAAUUUGAAACAUGUGACAAAAAUAUAUUAUAUUUUUCAUUAUUUUAGAGUUGAUGAACAAGUUAUGAACCAAGCAACAAAAGAAGAAAAUACUGCAACACAUAUAGGGUGAGUAAUUCACACGUUACUCUCAGUAUUUUUAAGUUUUAUUUUAAUAAAUUUAAAAAAAAUAUAUAUAUAUAUAUUAAAAUUAAUUUUUGUUCGUUUUAUAAUUUUAUACAUCAUAUAUUAGAGUUGAUUGUAUAUUUGGUAUACCGGUAUUUGAACAUUUUUAUGUCAAACUUUUAUCCAGUAUAUUGUAAAAUCUGUAAGAUAUGAUAUACUGAAAAAACUGUAGGAUAUGGUAUGCCUUAAAAGCUGUGUGUAACGGGAUACCAAAAGAAAACAUGUAUUUAAUGGAGUUUAUUAAAAAUUAUUAUGUCAAACAAUAUACAUUUAAGUUAAACCACAAUUUCUGAACUGAGUGAGUUAUUGGUUUUAUAAUUAUGUUUGUUUAUUACUCAAAAUUUUUAAUUAUAGAUACUUCAAUUUUGUGAGAUUUGUAUGUAAUUAUUAUUUAGUAGAUAAAAUUAUAAGUCUAAACAGAAAUGUUUGAAAAUUUAACAGGUAGUUCAUUAUGUCAUACUUUGUGUACUGCCCACCUUCAACACGUGUUACACCCGUCUCCACUAUCAUCUAUUUUGAGUGAAUUGAGGAAUGUAUUGGUUUUACAAUGAGGUUAAUUUAUUAUUUUUUAUCUGUGAACAACUUUUCUACCAGAAAUCUUACUAAGAUUUUUAAAUGCAGCACAUUUUCUGAAAUGAAAUUGACGAUCAUAUUUGUUUUUUAAUGGGUUUUUUAAUAAUUAUUGGAAAAACCAUGAAAUUUUUGGUAUUGCGAUGUACUGAUACUUAUCGGUAUACUAGUUCAAACCUGUAUAAUACACAAUACCGUAUUAUCGGUAUUCAUUUUUAAUAUGAUCUUUGCUUAUGAAAGAAUCUUGGAACACCAUAUAUAUAUAUAAAUAUUGAAUAUACUUAUAUUAAAAUUAUCAUUAAAUCUUUCUAUAUCAGAACAUAGUCUAUUAAAAAUUAAUUUUAAAAUUUAAAUUUCAUUAAGAUGGUUUUGGUUUAAUAAUUUUUUUAAUAUCAUUAUUAUUUCUAAUAUUAAAAAAAAAAAAAAACUAAUGUUUUUAACAGCAAAUAAAAUUAAGUUUGGUUAUUUUUCUGUUAGUUAAUGAAUUAUAAAUUAUUUAUUUUUCAGAUACAAAUGCAAUAAGAUAACUCGCACUGAAAAAACAACACGCGCUGUUAAGCAUACAAAAACAACACUAUUUCAGUAUGCUAUCAAUAAUAAAUCAUUUAUUGAACAAAACCCUGAUUUGAAUGUACACGUAACAACUCAGAACUUAGGUUACAAAUGUGAAAUUUGUGAGAAAUCAUUUAGACUAAAACACAAUUUGAUUCAACACAUGAAGACUCAUACCAAAGAAAGACCUUAUAAAUGUAUUGUAUGUAAGAAAUCAUUUGCACGUAAAACUAAUUUGAUAGUACACAUGAGAACUCAUACUGGUCAAAAACCUUACAAUUGUAAUUUUUGUAAAAAGUCCUUUUCUCAAUUUAAUCAUUUAAAAACUCACCAAUUAACUCAUACUGGAGUUAAGACUUACAAAUGUGAUAUUUGUAGCAAACUAUUUGCACUCAAACAACAAUUAAUAGUUCACAAGAAGACUCAUAGUGGUGAGAAGCUUCUUAAUUGUAAGUUUUGUAAAAAAAAAUUUUUCUCAAGUUAA
Messenger RNA from Cinara cedri, 22694 nucleotides. The record is from the annotation of a GenBank genome assembly. Lineage: Eukaryota; Metazoa; Arthropoda; Insecta; Hemiptera; Aphididae.